AUGUACCAGGCUGCCGACAGCCCAGUUCACCACAUCUGGGGCAUUGCAAUCUUCGGAGUUGGCCUACUCUUUUGCUUCGGGUCCUCCACCUUGUACCAUUCCCUUUUCAUGUACCCGGUUACUGCGCGGGUCCUGCAGGUGCUGGACCAUGCUGCAAUUUAUUUUCUCAUCGCUGCAACGUACACGCCAUUUCUGCUCUUCUACUCGGACACGCCGAUGCAUGGUGACCUGCUCAAAGCAGAGUGGAUCCUAUGCUGGCUGGGCAUCGUGACGCACAUUUGCUCUCAGUAUUUUGACUGGGGUACAUCUGUUCCCUACCUCACCGGCGAGCUGCUACUGUACCUGGCCAUGGGCUGGGCGGCCGUUUUGGCCUGGGAUACUUUCAUGGCCCAGCUUCCUCAAGCUUGCUGGUCUUGGCUGAUGGCCGGUGGGCUGCUCUACACAGCGGGAGUGCCUUUCUUCGUGCUCGCAGACAAUCGGCCCAUCUACCACGUGAUCUGGCAUCUCUUUGUCGCUUUUGCUGCCAUUUGCCACUGGUUCGCCGUGAAGGAAGCGGCCCUGGAUGCGCGUCAGAACCACUCGGAGGGACCUUUCGGGCCAGUGGAGUGGUGGAUC
This is a messenger RNA of Symbiodinium sp. CCMP2456, 615 nucleotides long. The record is from the annotation of a GenBank genome assembly. Lineage: Eukaryota; Dinophyceae; Suessiales; Symbiodiniaceae.